Messenger RNA from Canariomyces notabilis, 4769 nucleotides. RefSeq names its product xanthine dehydrogenase. Lineage: Eukaryota; Fungi; Ascomycota; Sordariomycetes; Sordariales; Chaetomiaceae. The transcript has 3 exons. The record is from RefSeq and is a predicted model, not a curated record. Gene Ontology annotation, molecular function: FAD binding; 2 iron, 2 sulfur cluster binding; xanthine dehydrogenase activity. The coding region runs from base 417 to 4583 and encodes 1388 amino acids.
AGUAACCUAAGACAUCAGACAUCCGUGAUAUCUUUAACUGCUAUCCCUGUCCGGUCUCAAGAACGGAGCCCGCACUUGUGUUGUUUGUCCCCUUUUGCAUAUCCAGGGCGGAGCAAACGCACCCAUCAUCGGGAACCGGCGGAGCGGGCACUGAAGUUAUUAGAGUACUUCACUGUACAUGAGUACCCGGCAUCUGGAUAAGACCGCUUCCCUUUUAUAACCGCAGCUCGCCACCCAUCUACAUCUCACCUCGCACCUCGCCGGACGGGGUUUUUUGACAGCAUUACACACGCAAGUCACCGUGAAAUCGGCGAUUCGCAUGGUGAAGACGAUCCACUCUUGGUUGAUCCCAUUGCACGAAACGUCCAGCAUCAACAUUGGUUGGACCCGGAUCUUAGACGUUUACUUAGCCCAUCAUGGCUCCCUCGGCCGUCUCUCCAGAGCCCAGCUUGCCACCACCCGGCACACUCACGACCGCCUUUGACGAUACACUCCGUUUCUACUUGAACGGCACCCGCGUUGUCUUGGACGAGAUCGACCCUGAGGUCACCCUGCUAGAAUACCUCCGGGGCAUCGGCCUGAGAGGCACAAAGCUCGGCUGUGGCGAAGGUGGCUGCGGCGCCUGCACCGUGGUGGUAUCCCAGUACAACCCCACGACCAAGCAAAUCUACCACGCCAGCGUCAACGCCUGUCUCGCGCCCUUGGUGUCUGUCGACGGCAAGCAUGUCAUCACGGUCGAGGGCAUCGGCAACGUCAACCGCCCCCACCCGGCUCAGGAAAGGUUAGCCAAGGGCAACGGGUCGCAGUGCGGGUUUUGUACCCCCGGGAUUGUCAUGAGCUUGUACGCCCUGCUGCGGAACAACCAGGCCCCGACCGAGCAUGACGUUGAGGAGGCGUUUGAUGGGAACUUGUGUCGCUGCACGGGCUACAGACCGAUUCUUGAUGCCGCGCAGACUUUUAGUGUCAGAGCGUCCGGUGCGCCGAGGGGGCAGGGGUGUGGGAAGAGUACGGUGAAUGGGGGGAGUGGGUGUUGUAUGGAGAAGAAUGAUGAUGGUGCAGGUGGUGGGUGUUGUAAGAAAGAUGGCCAGGUGGAUGGUGUUGAUGGCGACGGGCAGGCAAUCAAGAGAUUCACCCCGCCGGGGUUUAUCGAGUACAACCCGGACACGGAGCUCAUCUUCCCGCCGGCGCUGAGGAAGCAGGAGUUGCGCCCGCUGGCCUUUGGCAACAAGCGCAAGCGGUGGUUUCGGCCCGUGACCCUGAACCAGCUGCUCGAGAUCAAGGCCGCGUAUCCCACCGCCAAGAUUAUUGGUGGCAGUACCGAGACGCAGAUCGAGAUCAAGUUCAAGGCGCUGCAGUAUCCCGUGUCGGUCUAUGUGGGCGACAUAGCCGAGUUGCGGCAGUACAGUUUGAAGGAGGAUCAUGUUGAGAUCGGGGCGAAUAUUACGCUUACGGACCUCGAAAGGGUUUGCCAGGAAGCGAUCAAGCAUUACGGCGAGGCUCAAGGACAGGUGUUCGCCGCCAUUUACAAGCAGCUCAAAUACUUCGCGGGCAGACAGAUCAGAAACGUGGGCACACCGGCUGGCAACUUGGUUACUGCGUCCCCAAUCUCAGACUUGAACCCGGUGUUCAUGGCAGCCGACGCCGUGCUGGUGGCCAAGUCGCUGGUAAAGGAGACCGAGAUACCCAUGAGCGAUUUUUUCAAGGGCUACCGCCGGACAGCGCUGCCGACUGAAGCCAUUCUCACCUCAAUCCGCAUCCCGCUCACCCAGCCGAAAACCGAGUUCCUCCGUGCUUACAAACAGGCAAAGCGAAAGGAUGACGACAUCGCCAUUGUCACGGCAGCCCUGAGACUCCGCCUCAGCGAAGACGGCAUCGUCGAGGUAGCCAACCUCGUGUAUGGCGGCAUGGCACCCAUGACGGUGGCUGCAAAGAAGGCCAACGCCUACCUUACCGGAAAGAAGUUCGCCGAGCUUGACACACUCGAAGGGGCCAUGAACGCCUUGGAACAAGACUUCAAUCUGGAAUUCGGUGUGCCCGGCGGCAUGGCUUCGUACCGAAAAUCCCUCGCCCUGGGCUUCUUCUACCGCUUCUAUCACGAGGUGAUGCAGAGCCUUGGCAGCGGCGAGGCCGACGCGGAAGCCGUGCCCGAGCUUGAGCGGGACGUCUCCACGGGCAAGGAAGACAAGGCGGCCGCAGCGGCAUACAUGCAAGAAACGGUUGGGAAAUCCAACCCGCACGUUGCGGCUUUGAAACAGGUCACUGGUGAAGCGCAGUACACGGACGACAUCCCGCCGCUCAAGAACGAGCUCUACGGGUGUCUGGUUCUGUCCACCAAGGCUCAUGCCAAGAUAUUGUCGGUUGACUACUCCGCCGCGCUUGAGGUUCCCGGCGUGGUGGACUACGUGGACAAGAACGACAUGCCGAGUCCGGAAGCCAAUCGUUGGGGUGCGCCGCAAUUUGAGGAGGUCUUUUUUGCGGAGGAUACGGUGUACACUGCCGGACAACCGAUCGGUUUGAUCCUUGCCACGUCGGCUGCGCGCGCCGCAGAGGGCGCCCGUGCCGUCAAGGUUGAGUACGAGGAGCUGCCGGCUGUCUUUAGCAUCGAGGAGGCCAUUGAGAAGGAGAGCUUCUUCAACUUCUUCAGGGAGAUCAAGAAGGGGGACCCGGAGGAGGCGUUUAAGAAGUGUGAUUAUGUGUUCACCGGCGUGGCGAGGAUGGGUGGGCAGGAGCAUUUCUACCUGGAGACAAACGCAUCGGUGGUGAUUCCCAAGCCUGAGGACGGCGAGAUGGAGAUUUGGUCAAGUACACAGAAUCCGAGGGAAGCACAAGCAUACGCCGCCAAGGUUUGUGGUGUUCAGGCCAACAAGGUCGUCUGCCGAGUCAAGCGCCUCGGUGGUGGGUUUGGCGGCAAGGAAUCCCGAUCGGUCCAGCUCAGCACCAUUCUGGCGCUGGCGGCGAAGAAGACGCGCCGGCCGGUGCGAUGCAUGCUUACACGCGAGGAGGACAUGGUAGUCUCCGGCCAGCGACACCCCUUUUUAGGGAGGUGGAAAGUCGGUGUCAACAAGGACGGCAAACUCCAGGCGCUCGACCUCGACAUCUUCAACAACGGCGGCUGGAGCUGGGAUCUCAGCGGCGCCGUGUGCGAACGCGCCAUGACGCACUCCGACAACUGCUACAUGAUCCCCAACGUGCACGUCCGCGGCCGCGUCUGCAAGACAAACACCAUGUCCAACACGGCCUUCCGCGGCUUCGGCGGGCCGCAGGGCAUGUUCAUCGCCGAGACGUACAUGUCCGAGGUGGCCGACCGGCUGGGCAUGCCGGUGGAAAAGCUGCGCGAGAUCAACAUGUACCAGCCCGGCGAGCUGACGCACUUCAACCAGCCCAUCACCGACUGGCACGUGCCGCUCAUGUACAAGCAAGUCCAGGAAGAAUCCUCCUACGCCAGCCGGCGCGAGGCCAUCGCCCGCUUCAACGAAACCCACAAAUGGCGCAAGCGCGGCCUGGCUCUCAUCCCCACCAAAUUCGGCAUCUCCUUCACAGCACUCUGGUACAACCAGGCCGGCGCGCUCGUGCACAUUUACCACGACGGCUCCGUCCUCGUCGCGCACGGGGGCACCGAGAUGGGUCAGGGCUUACACACCAAAAUGACCCAAAUCGCCGCGCAAGCACUAGGCGUUCCCCUAGAGUCCGUCUUCAUCUCCGAAACCGCCACCAACACAGUCGCCAACUCCUCCGCGACAGCGGCCUCCGCCUCAUCCGACCUGAACGGCUACGCGAUUCACAACGCCUGCGAGCAGCUCAACGCCCGCCUAGCACCCUACCGCGCGAAACUCGGGCCUAAUGCCAGCAUGAAAGACCUCGCCCAUGCAGCCUACUACGACCGGGUGAAUUUGUCCGCGCAAGGGUUCUACAAGACCCCCGAAAUCGGCUACACCUGGGGCGAAAACACAGGCAAAAUGUAUUUCUACUUCACCCAGGGCGUAACAGCCGCCGAGGUCGAGAUCGACACACUCACCGGCACAUUCACCUGCCUUCGCGCCGACAUCAAAAUGGAUGUAGGACAAUCCAUCAACCCUGCCAUCGACUACGGCCAGAUCCAGGGGGCGUUUAUUCAGGGCGUGGGCUUAUUCACCAUGGAAGAGUCCCUCUGGCUGCGCAACGGUCCCCUAAAGGGGAAUUUAUUCACCCGGGGACCGGGGGCAUACAAGAUUCCCGGGUUUCGGGACAUACCCCAGGUGUGGAACGUCGGUUUGCUCAAGGAUGUGGAGUGGGCUGAGCUGAGGACGAUUCAGCGCAGUAGAGGGGUCGGGGAGCCGCCGUUGUUUAUGGGGAGUGCUGUGUUUUUCGCCAUUCGGGAUGCGCUUGUUGCUGCGAGGGCGGAUUAUGGUGUCAAGCCCAAGUUGGUGGGUGGUGUUGACGGUGAAGGUGCUGGUGAGGGUGAGGAUAAAGAGGGUGAUGGGUUGUUGAGGCUGGAGAGUCCGGCCACGCCGGAGCGCAUCAGACUUGCGUGUGUGGAUCCUAUUGUUGAGAGGGCGCGGGUUAAGCCUAAGGAGGGGGAGAAGAGUUUCUUUAUUGCUAUAUGAAUGGUUAGUUUCUCUUUGUUCUGGGUUAAAUACGUCUUGUUCUAUUGUUGCCGGGAAGGAAGGGCAUCUUGGUCGGUUGUUUAUUCGCCUGUGUAUUCAUCCAUGAAGGGGAAAGCCAUAGGUGGUUUUCGGGUGAAUGAAUAUAGCUCUUCUGCGCAACAAAGGACGAUGCCUUGAUUGAUAAUG